UGCUUGGCCUUCUAGCCUUUCCAUCCGUCUCGUCAUCUCCCUUAUCUACCUGCCUACCUGGUGAAGCCGUCGUCCGGCCUUCUAGAAAAAGACACCAGGUCCGCUCUCUCAACUCCUCUCGGUCCUGUGGUCCUCAUCGCCCAAGCCUCAGUCACACGUAGGUACCCAUGUCCGGCGGCAAAUCGCCUCAGCCGUACCUACAAAGCUUAUGAAGUAUCGCACCCCCCUUGCCCUCUGCCACAAGUCGUUUCAAGCUGGGAGAGCUUGUCGCCAAACCCCGCCCUGACAAAGCUGCGUCGUGUGGUCCCGCCAUCGGCCGGUCUGCCAGCUCGACCACAAUACCCCUCCCCUCCUUCUCCCCUCCCGCUCCCAUCCCUGCCUGAAAUCAUCCGUCGUUGUCAUGCGAAUAAGCCUAGUCCAACAUGGCGCAAGGAAACAUGACAUUACAAGACUGGCUGGACGACCUCUGCGUUAGAUUCAUCAUCAAUCUCCCCCGAGAAGAUCUGUCCUCCGUCGCCCGCAUCUGCUUCCAAAUUGAAGAGGCACAAUGGUUCUACGAAGAUUUUAUCCGGCCGCUAGACCCGAGCCUGCCAUCCAUGGGCUUGCGGACUUUCAGCCUCAAGAUGUUUCAGCACUGCCCGCUACUCGCCUCCUUCUCCGCCGAAAGCCAUAUCCGUGCCUUCGAGGAGUUCAUUGCCUACAAGCAGAGAGUCCCGGUCCGGGGUGCCAUCAUGCUCAACGACGCCAUGGAUGCCGUCGUUCUCGUUCGCGGUUACAAGAAGGGCUCGCGCUGGAGUUUCCCGCGGGGCAAGAUCAACAAGGACGAAGAUGACCUGGACUGUGCCGUUCGUGAGGUUUACGAAGAGACUGGCUAUGAUCUUCGGGAGGCGGGCCUAAUCGAUAGGAACGAACCGCUCGCUCCCCUCCAGGUCACCAUGCGAGACCAGCACAUACAGCUCUUCGUGUUUCGCGGCAUACCCGAGGACACCGUCUUCAAGACGAGGACCAGGAAGGAGAUUGGCGACAUCAAGUGGUACGGGGUUUCGGAGCUUCCAGCCUACCGCAAGAAGGGCGCCGGGAAGAACAAUGGUGCCGACGGUCUUUCUAAUGAUAAGUUCCAUCUGGUUGCGCCCUUUAUGGUUCAGCUGCGGCAGUGGGUCUUGAAGCAGAGAAGGCUGGACUCUCAAAAGGCCAACGAGUCAAGCAGCCACCAUCGCCCACAGGCGUUGUACGAGGACACCUUGACGGACGACAACGCAUUUCAUGAGCCAGCUCAAACGUCGCCCGCUCGGGAAUCAAACUCGGAUUUCAUCGACAGCGCGACGAAGGAGCUGCAGCGGCUGCUCAAGGUCAGGCCGCCGACGCAGGGCUUGCAGAUUCCUUCCGCGACGACCAACCUCCACGCUGGCCAGGCGCUCCUGUCUCUCUUGCAGCCUCGGGUGGCAGGCGAUGAGCAGGCACCUAGCCAGUCUCGCGGAGUUCCUCGCGCGCCGUCUGAACACACGUUCGCGGAAGCUUCUCAACCACCCCCUUCUCACCAUCAGCACACUCCGCAGCGGGUGUCCGUUUCUGGUUAUGGGCUUACGCCGUCAUCCUCGCUCGGGGCGAACCCAGGCGUAGGUUACCAGCAACCCCGAGCCCGGCCACAUGUGGAUAUCCCCACGGAGGUUCCUCACCCAUCCAUGUACUCGGAGCAAACCCACCAGUUCCGCAGCCAACCCCCAGUGCAGCUCGUACAUCCACAACCGCUACCACCCCAAGUUCAGAAAGCAAUGCUUCUUCAUGGCAUGGCCUCGACCCCUCAGGCUGCGGAGCCUACUACGAACCGACCGUGGCCGACCGGGUUGCCUCAAGGAAAUCCACACAUCAACCAAGGCACCCAAUUCCUCCAUGGCACGCAGAAUCCCCCCUCGGAGAAGAAACCCUCUUCGCUGCUGUCUGAACAUUCGGCGAGCCUGCUUAACGCCCUUAAAAGCAGCGCAAUUCAGUCCAACUCGGGCCAGCAACCUAAGCCGAUAUCUUCACAGCAAGGCGCAUACAUCCCAGUCGACCACCAAAGCCAUCCACAGCCUAUCCCGCCACCGAAAAAUGGGUAUACUGGCCAGUAUAGCCACUCCUCGACCUUGGCUUCGAGUUUCAAUUCGAUGACAACGAAUCACGCCCAACCGGGUUCGACGAGCUCUGAUUUACGGCCCCUGCACCCGACCGACAAACACCGCGCGGGUUUACUUGAUAUGUUUAAGACCACCGACUCCUCGCAGAGUGCGCUCGACGAAGACGGCGCAGCUCGUCGUUCCUCCCAACCUGACGAGGCCGAGAGGAAGCGGCAGUGGGCCGACCAAUCCCCUUCGGCCGCCAACACGCUAAGAUCAGCCGCGUACGAGAACGGUCGCCUGGUACAGAUGAAUCCGGAGACCAACUUACCAUUCCGAGCACUUGGCAUUUUAUCUCGUCCUCGGGGAAACCAGUCGCCAGGCGACGUCGGACAGCAGCUUCCUGACGCCUCUCGAUAUUCGGCGGUUGGAUCACAGGGCAGCCGCAAGUCAUCGUUCACGAAGGCGUCGCCGCGGCCUCAUCAACACUCACAGCCGAAGCCGCAGCCGCAGCCGAUGGCGCCGACAUCACGCAGCGAUUACCAAAGUUCGACGCAGUCCUAUCCCUACGGCCCUCCCCAAGGAGCUGGGCCGAACUCGCUCGGGAUGUAUUCGAACCCCCCUCCUACGUCGGCACUGCCGGUCCCUAGCGGUGUCCAGUUCCAGAAAGACUCGACGGCCGAGCAGAAGAAUACACUCCUAUCGCUAUUCGGAAAACCUAGGCCUGGUCCGGAGCAGGACAAGGGUAAAGAACCAGCAACAAGCGAUCAGUUCGGGCCCGGCGGCGUUCCGCGGUCCCGGCUGGGCUCGGUUACCUCUAGCGAAGGGAAAUCGGCGCUGCGCGGGGGCGGGUCGAGGCGGGAGAGCCAGACAGCUCUGUCGUCAGCAGAUAGAAAUUUCUUGUUGAACUUCUUGGAGAACGCGUCCGGCAACGCUAGGCGUUGACGGAGAUGUCGGCGCAACCGGACGGGAGAGGUUGGUCCCAUGGUGUCGGGGCAAAUACUACGCAGUAUAGGGGGGAGAUGAUUGGGGGAGGGUGAUGGACACAAGUUCGCUAAACAGUUGGGGCAGUUGGGUUAGGGAGGAGUUGUCUACGAUCGAUGGUAUACCCCUUGUAUCUUAAACCAGGAAGCUAUAGCGCGUGCUAACAUGGGCUUUGAUUUUCUGGGACAUUGUUAUAGGCACGUGCCCGAAGUCAAUACGGGUUACAGCCGGUACGUAGUAUAUAAGACCUGUAGUGGGAGCAGUAUAGUAUAGUAUAGUAUAGUAUAGGGCGAGGCGCCUAACGACCUGCCUAUAGGUGCUAGCGUGCGCGCGCGGUAAGUUGUUACAAUUGUUGGCCAACGUGGACAUUGGUUGGGAAUUAGGGGGCAUGGGAACGAAUAUCUACCAUUAUGCGUAUGUCGUUAGGCAGUAUAGGCGUCUAGAGGAGGUACUUGAUCUCAUGUACCUGUACAUAGACUAUGUACAUACCUGCCUGGGACGGUGCUCACCUCCACUUGGUACCCCGCC
Messenger RNA from Durotheca rogersii, 3605 nucleotides. RefSeq lists its product as uncharacterized. The transcript has 2 exons. The coding region runs from base 423 to 3038 and encodes 871 amino acids. Gene Ontology annotation, cellular component: cytoplasm; P-body. The record is from RefSeq and is a predicted model, not a curated record. Gene Ontology annotation, molecular function: manganese ion binding; 5'-(N(7)-methylguanosine 5'-triphospho)-[mRNA] hydrolase activity; RNA binding. Gene Ontology annotation, biological process: nuclear-transcribed mRNA catabolic process, nonsense-mediated decay; deadenylation-dependent decapping of nuclear-transcribed mRNA. NCBI's taxonomy places the organism in Eukaryota, Fungi, Ascomycota, Sordariomycetes, Xylariales, Xylariaceae.